Molecule: messenger RNA, 2584 nt
Organism: Rubroshorea leprosula
Lineage: Eukaryota; Viridiplantae; Streptophyta; Magnoliopsida; Malvales; Dipterocarpaceae
Source: the annotation of a GenBank genome assembly
ACUCAGUCAACAAAUUUUCUCUCAAUUUCUCCGCGGAAAUUCAAAAAUCCCAGUAAGUUCUCUCUGCGAAUUUAGAUUUUUCUUCCUCAACCCGUCAUUCUGUUAUCUUUUGUAGCCUAAAGAACCGAUUCAGAUCACAACCGAACUCCGAUUUAUCUUUGGUUGUGAAAUAAAUCCUCUUUUCUGUUCUGGAUCUCAUUUUUUUUUAUUGAUUUUUGAGAUUCAAGAUCUUAACUUUGUGGUUUCUGGUGUAUCUUGUGUUAAAGCACUGUUCUUGAUCUUUGUUUCAUGGUUAGAAACUUAAAACUGGUGUGGGUAAUGUGAAGUUGGGUGUUGGGAUUUAGGGUUUUUGGUUCUGGGUUUGGAGUUUGUUUGAUUUGGUGGAUUGGGAUAGAGGAACUGGGGUUUAUGUAGGGAUCUAGACAUUGUUGGGUAGGAUUGUGAUGAGACGCCGCCCUGUGGCGAACGUGCCUUUAGAUUUAAUGGAGAAAGGUGCCCCCAAGAAUCAACAGACUAGGCUCUGUUGUUUAGCUGCAUUAUCUGCAUUUUUCUGGACCUUGUUAUUGUAUUUUCAUUUCGUGAUUCUAGGGGGUAGUACUGGUGAAGAGUCAGUGACGUUAGGUAAUAACAUUGUAUCCACCCCUGCCCAUAUGACCGCCCCUUUCCAUGAAUCCACUCCUCGUCCAUCUUCUCCCUCCCAGGAAUCCUUCCCUGCUCGUCCAUCCACACCUUUGCAUGAAUCUACCCCUGCCCGCAAAAAAGACACUCCCAGGAAGAUUGUGAGUGACAGCAACAAACCGGUUACUUUCCCAUUUAUGAGAGCAUUGAGGACUGUUGAGAAUAAGAGUGAUCCAUGUGGGGGAAGAUACAUCUAUGUGCAUGAUCUUCCUUCACGGUUUAAUGAGGAUAUGCUCAAGGAGUGUAAGAGCUUAAGUCUUUGGACCAAUAUGUGUAAGUUCACUAGUAAUUCAGGGCUUGGUCCUCCACUUGAGAAUGUUGAGGGUGUGUUCUCAAAUACUGGCUGGUAUGCUACAAAUCAGUUUGCAGUGGAUGUGAUAUUCAACAAUCGAAUGAAGCAGUAUGAGUGCUUGACUAAUGAUUCUUCAAUUGCUGCUGCAAUUUUUGUGCCAUUUUAUGCUGGUUUUGAUAUUGCUCGGUAUCUUUGGGGGUAUGAUAUCUCCAAAAGGGAUGCUGCUUCUCUUGAUUUGGUUGAUUGGCUGAUGAAGAGACCUGAGUGGGGUAUAAUGGGAGGGCAGGAUCAUUUUCUGGUCGCUGGUAGGAUUACCUGGGAUUUCAGGAGAUUAACUGAUGGAGAAACGGAUUGGGGUAACAAGCUUCUAUUUUUACCUGCUGCAAGGAAUAUGUCAAUGCUUGUGGUUGAGUCGAGCCCUUGGAAUGCAAAUGAUUAUGGUAUUCCUUAUCCAACCUACUUCCAUCCUGCAAAGGAUGCUGAUGUGUUCACUUGGCAAGAUCGGAUGGGAAAAUUGGAGAGGAAGUGGCUGUUCUCUUUUGCUGGUGCACCACGUCCUGACAAUCCUAAAUCAAUUAGAGGACAGAUCAUUGAUCAGUGUAAGAAGUCUAAGGUGGGCAAGUUGCUGGAAUGCGAUUUUGGGGAGAGCAAGUGUCAUUCUCCGAGCAGUAUCAUGCAGAUGUUUCAGAGCUCCCUCUUUUGCCUACAGCCUCAAGGAGAUUCAUACACCCGGCGUUCUGCUUUUGACUCAAUGUUGGCAGGUUGUAUUCCUGUGUUCUUCCAUCCUGGUUCAGCAUAUACACAGUAUACUUGGCACCUUCCCAAGAACUAUAGCACAUAUUCGGUCUUUAUCCCAGAAGAUGAUAUCCGCAAAAGGAAUGUUAGCAUAGAGGAGAGGCUUAGGCAAAUUUCUCCUGAGCAAGUGAAGAUCAUGAGGGAGAAUGUUAUAAAUCUCAUUCCAAGGCUUGUUUAUGCAGACCCUCGGUCUAAGUUGGAGACUUUUAAAGAUGCUUUUGAUGUUUCUGUACAGGCGGUCAUUGACAGAGUUACCAGGUUGAGAAAGAACAUUGUUGAGGGUCGUACAGAAUAUGAUAACUUUGUGGAGGAGAACAGUUGGAAGUAUGCUUUGUUAGAUGAAGGACAACGAGAAGUUGGAGCUCAUGAAUGGGAUCCUUUCUUCUCAAAACCAAAAGAUGAGCAGAGAGAUGAAUCUUCAGAAGCUGCAAAAAAUUCUUGGAAGAACGAGCAGAGAGAUCAAUCAUGAUUGGAAGUCCAUGAGGAAGCAGUAAAAGUUCAUGGAUCUCAAUGCCCUUGGAUGGAUUCUUAGAACAAGAACACUUGUUUUGAGUUGGUAGCUUGCAGGUAUAACUCCAAGGCCUUCUUGCGGAUUCCUUACAUAAAUUGUCUUCUAGCUUAUCCGGGCUUGAAUCCUUAUUUCAAACAAAGAAGAUAAAUUCUCUGUUUCAAAUAUAGUCUUUAAAUGAAAUUUUCACCUUUUGCAUAAUGUAUUUGCUUAUUGAUUCUUUGUUACUUAAUGUAGCUAAAUUUUCCCAAAUUUAUCUGCUUCAUAUUUUUGUCGUAACGAUACCAGAGUAAUAAUGACUGAUAACAGAU